AUGUCGAUCAAAGAGCCAAGGUCUGCCUUUGACCGCAACCCUCAGCCGUCGCGACCUGCGAGCAUUUUCUCAGCGCAAUCCAUCGAUACGCUUGUCGCUGAUCAGAGCUACCGAGGUUUCCCAUCCGAGCAAGCAUACCUCGAUGCUCUCAAAGAAUGGGCACAAUCAAAAAUGUACUAUGAGUCCGAUGAACAAUUGCAAGGCUUCUACGGCACCAACACACUGGAUGAUAUCCUGAGCAAACAAGGGACAACUAGGGGUGCGAAGAAGCCUGUUCGAAAGCAGAGGAGGGCAACAGUGGCUCCUCAGCUUCCCACGCUCGCCGAGCAUAACGGCAGUGCCACAACGCUUUCGAGACAAAAUUCGGCUGCUGCCGGUGCGGCCACAGCGAAUGCGCCGACGGAAGUCAAAGGCAGCAAACUGAAAAGAGUCUUCACACGGCGCAAAACUAUCGUAUGA
Molecule: messenger RNA, 459 nt
Organism: Fonsecaea erecta
Lineage: Eukaryota; Fungi; Ascomycota; Eurotiomycetes; Chaetothyriales; Herpotrichiellaceae
Exons: 1
Coding region: 1-459 (152 amino acids)
Source: RefSeq, a predicted model, not a curated record